Molecule: messenger RNA, 1374 nt
Organism: Medicago truncatula (barrel medic)
Lineage: Eukaryota; Viridiplantae; Streptophyta; Magnoliopsida; Fabales; Fabaceae
Exons: 5
Coding region: 1-1374 (457 amino acids)
Source: RefSeq, a predicted model, not a curated record
AUGUCUAGUAAUAGUCGUUGUAAUGCUAUUCCUUUCGUCUUUGUGGAUGGUGUGUUGGUUGAAGGGGUAGACAAUGUUCGGUCAGCAGUGUUUCAACAUUUUUCUUCUCAUUACAAAGCUCAUACUGCUAACCAUCCUAGUAUGGAGGGUUUACAAUUCCGUUCCUUAUCUGUUUGCGAAGGGACUGCGUUAACAAAACCUUUCUCUUUGGAGGAGGUGAAGGUGGCCGUUUGGGAUUGCGAUGACUUCAAAAGUCCGGGACCUGAUGGCAUUUCUUUUCGGUUUGUUAAAGAGUUUUGGGAUCUGCUGAAGAGUGAUGUGUUGCGUUAUUUGGUGGAAUUUCACAGGAAUGUUCGUCAGAUUCUAGAUGGAAUUUUGGUGGCCAAUAAGGUUGUUGAUGAUGCAAGGAAACGUAAUAAAGAAUUAUUACUUUUCAAGGUUGAUUUUGACAAAGCAUAUGAUUCCAUUGAUUGGAGUUACUUGGAUUUAGUGAUGGUGAAAAUGAAUUUUCCGACUCUUUGGCGUAAGUGGAUUAAGGAGUGUGUGGGGACGGCCACAGCUUCAGUGUUGGUGGGCAGCCAUGAGCCGGUGGUGGUGUCUCAUCUUCAGUUUGCGGAUGAUACAAUUAUCUUAUGCGAAAAAUCUUGGGCUAAUGUCAGAGCUUUGCGGGCCAUCUUAUUGCUUUUUGAGGAUCUCUCUGGUCUUAAGCCGCUUAUUGAUCGAAUAAAUUCUAGACUGUCGGGUUGGAAGUCGAGACACUUGUCCUUGGGUGGCCGUUUGGUUUUACUGAAAUAUGUCCUGUCAUCACUCCCUGUUUAUGCUCUUUCUUUUUUAAGGCUCCGUCAGGAGGUUGGAGGAUUGGGGGUAAGGAGAAUAAAAGAAAUUAAUUUGGCAUUGCUAGGGAAGUGGUGUUGGCGGAUGUUGGUGGAGAAGGAUAGUUUGUGGUUUAGGGUGUUGGCAGCUAGGAAUGGUUUAGAGAACGGAAGGUUGAGGGUUGGAGGUCGUGAUAGUUCUUUGUGGUGGAGGAAUGUUGCGAGUUUGAGAUCGAACGGGUGGUUUUCUAGUAAUAUUUCUCGCUCCUUGGGUGAUGGAAAAGAUACCAAGUUUUGGUCGGAUGUUUGGGUGGGUGAGGUGUCGUUAAGGGCUAGAUUUUAUAGGUUAUUUGAGUUGUCGUUGUUGAAGGAUGAAUCUGUGGCGGUGAUGAAAGAGUUAGGGUGGGGGGUGGAUGGAGGGGCGUGGAGGUGGAGACGUAGGUUGUUUGUGUGGGAGGAGGAGUCGGUGGAAGAGCUUAUUAUUUUACUUCAAAAUGUGACUUUACAGGUUCAUAGAGAGGAUCAAUGGAUAUGGAAGCCAGACUUGUCUUCAAUGUAUUAA